AUGGAUCCCGCGAAGUUGGCUAAGUUGCAGGCCGCCGCCCAGGCCAACCGCAUUGGAGGCAAGGGUACCCCCCGCCGCAAGGUCAAGAAGGUCCACAAGUCCUCCGGCGCCGAUGACAAGAAGCUCCAGGCCACCCUGAAGAAGAUGAACGUCCAGCCCAUCCAGGCCAUUGAGGAGGUCAACAUGUUCAAGGAGGACGGCAACGUCAUUCACUUCGGUGCCCCCAAGGUCCACGCCUCCGUCCCCUCCAACACCUUCGCCCUCUACGGUAACGGUGAGGAGAAGGAGCUCACCGAGCUCGUCCCCGGUAUCCUGAACCAGCUCGGCCCCGACAGCCUGGCCUCCCUCCGCAAGCUCGCCGAGAGCUACCAGAACAUGCAGAAGGCCCAGGGCGCCGAGGGCAAGAAGGACGACGAGGAAGAUGAUAUCCCCGACCUCGUCGAGGGCGAGAACUUCGAGAGCAACGUCGAGUAG
Molecule: messenger RNA, 474 nt
Organism: Aspergillus saccharolyticus JOP 1030-1
Lineage: Eukaryota; Fungi; Ascomycota; Eurotiomycetes; Eurotiales; Aspergillaceae
Product: nascent polypeptide-associated complex subunit family protein
Exons: 4
Coding region: 1-474 (157 amino acids)
Cellular component (GO): cytosol; nascent polypeptide-associated complex
Source: RefSeq, a predicted model, not a curated record